CUUGAACAAAACCAAGCCGAAAUUACAUAUUAAUGAUCAGAAGGAAACUUCAGCCAGAAAAGGAGGGACACCCUGAAUCUGGUGUUUAUGGAGGCGUUGUGAGUUGGGGAAGCUAAUGCAGGAGUGCUGGACUGGUCAGAUAUGAGAACUUAACUUAGAAGGUAUAAACUCUACAUUGGCUUUUAAUUCUUUAUAGAAACCUCGCCAUGGUUCCAGCGGUAGUUUGAUGAUUAAUAGUGCUGAUAUCAGCGUAGCAUUCCUGGAAAGAUAAGGCAAUCUGGGCUAAAGUCAACAGGGUAGAUUGGAGCAGAGAGCCCGAGUGAGAGAAUAUGGACGAACAGGAAAGAGAGCGAGACUGGCGAAAGCUGGAGACGCACUUCGAAUUGAAGGUCUUCCUCACGGUACUGUACAGCCUCAUUCUCAUCCUUGGAAUUGUAGGAAACAGCAUCACUAUUCACGUGACGCAGGUGCUUCAGAGAAACGGGUACUUACAGAAGAACGUUACCGAUCACAUGGUGAGCCUGGCCUGCUCUGAUUUGCUAGUGCUACUGAUAGGCAUGCCUGUGGAACUCUAUAGUGCCAUCUGGUUCCCCUUUAGCUCUGCUUCUGGAAACGCAUCCUGCAAGAUCUAUAACUUCUUGUUCGAAGCCUGCAGUUAUGCCACCAUCCUAAAUGUGACCACUCUAAGUUUUGAGCGCUACAUGGCUAUAUGCCAUCCAUUUCGCUACAAAUCGUUGGCACACGCCCGGACCGCUCAUCUCAUCCUUGCUGCAUGGCUCACCUCCGUCCUUAUUGCUGUGCCACUGCUAAUUACUACUGGAACACAAGGUCAUGUGGUGGAGCCAGGAGGUGCGCCAGCGCAGAACCUGACCUUCUGCACCAAUUUGCAUGAAUACUGGGGAAUGUAUCGUGCCAGCGUGUUCACAGCUUUCAUCCUCUACCUGCUGGUCCUUGGCAGCGUGGCUUUCAUGUGCAGGAGCAUGAUCGUUGUCCUCAGGGCACCCAUGAUUACUAUGGACACUUCAGGUGCUAGCGUGCCUAAACACGAGAGUGCCAGAGUCAAAGCAUCCCGCAAGCAGACCAUCAUUUUCCUAGUGCUGAUCGUGUGUGCGCUGUUCGUAUGCUGGAUGCCAAACCAGGUUCGGCGCUUGAUGACGGCAGCCGUACCCAAGGAUUCCUGGACUUUGAGUUACCUGGUAUCAUACGUCAAACUGCACCCUGUAGCUGACACCUUCUUUUACCUGAGUUCCGUGCUGAACCCUCUGCUCUACAAUCUCUCAUCACGGCAGUUUCGCACAGCCUUCCUCCAGACGUUGUGUUGCCGUCUCUCUGUCACCCACGUUAACAAGAGAACGCUGGAGAACAGCAAAGCUUCCCACGUCUCCAGCCAUUCGCUGCGUCCGCUGAUGUGUAAACAAUCCCAGCGCAAGAGAACGCAGCCUUCCAGCAGAGAUGCUGAGACUCUGACCCCGAGUGCAGAGAGCAGCCCUGCUGUUCAGAUCUUGAACACAUCUCCACCUGUCUCAUCAGAGACGGAAACAUGAGUCAUGUCAAGCCUCCUACUCCACUAAACACCCUGGAGCUCCAACAGGCCACUAUUUAGACACAUUGUUGGCUCACCUUAUAAAUGCAGUUAUAGACUAUUUCUCAUCCUGUUUUUUUUUUUCAUGUAGAAUUUGUCAUCAGGGAUCACAGGAUUGCUGUUGGCUGAAUGUUUCUGGUUGGCAAACUGUUUCUCAGCUUAGCGAUGACUCACGUGAUAUUCACAUGCCAACACAACACAUGCUGCCACACUGCUGCUGUAUUGAGAAUGAAUCAUGACAAGAUAUUAUCUGUUCACCAGUCCUUUUUCAAUUAUGAACAGGUUAAGUGCAGGGUCUGUGCAUUGUGCAUAGCAGCAGAUAGGCUACACUCAGUCAUCUAAUACUGCAUGUAUGAAUUCACUUAUGUGGUAAAUUUACCUAACAAAAUGGGUACCAACAAGAAUACCUUAGGUGCCAACUCAAGGCUACAACUGGAAGCUAUAACAACUUACAUUAUUUACUGCAUUGCUUUACAUGAACCUUGACAUCCUAUUUGAAAUCCUAAAUAUUCUUAACAAAUAUAACACAUACAUUAACUGACAAUUGUUUAGAUGGUUAUGGAUUACAUCUGGAUUAAAUAUAUUUAUUUGUUCCAUGACAAAAAAAAGGGCAAACAUUUUAAUCGCGCCAUCUUCUUAAAUGCUGAUUGAAUAAACUCUAAAUAUCUUGGAUCUAAAUUGUGACAGUUAAAUGUUACAAAACAUGUUAAUUAAAUGAUUGCUUCAUAACACUCAUUGUGAGCUUUAUUUUAUGCACUUAUGGGAUAAACAUUGCAUAACCAUUAAUUUAUUAAAACAAAUUUUAUCAAGUAAUAGACGUGUUAGUAACUUUGUUAGGUAAUGUCACUUAAAUUAAUUUUUCAUUUUUUUAUACUGUGGCGUAGCGUCAAGGGUUCAACUACUAUCUGGGGUCUACGUGCAUGUUUUCACUGUGCUUUGUGGGUUUCCUCUGGGUACCUCAGUUUCAUCCCAAAGUCAUCCCAGUUUCAUGUCCAAAGACAUGCAGAUUAGGCUAAUUGGCAUUUCCAAACUACUCAUGUACCCUGUGAUGAAUUGGCACCCCGUCAUGUCCUGAGUCACCUCCAGGUCCCCCCAUGACAGUAAACAGGAUAAGCCAUAUAAAGAAUGAGUGAGAGAGUAUUCAUUUUUACCAAUUAAUGUAUGCCAGUCAUUUUGUACAAAAGAUCAUAAAAAGGUC
Molecule: messenger RNA, 2780 nt
Organism: Clarias gariepinus (North African catfish)
Lineage: Eukaryota; Metazoa; Chordata; Actinopteri; Siluriformes; Clariidae
Gene: gpr39
Product: G protein-coupled receptor 39
Exons: 2
Coding region: 330-1544 (404 amino acids)
Biological process (GO): G protein-coupled receptor signaling pathway
Cellular component (GO): membrane
Molecular function (GO): G protein-coupled receptor activity
Source: RefSeq, a predicted model, not a curated record